AUGAGCGGCAAGCUGGAAGAAUCCAGCCCAGAUCUAGCCACCGACCCAUCAGGCAACAAGCGUAAGAGGAUAUGGGCUGCUUGUGAGCCAUGUCGCAAGCGCAAAUCGAAAUGCGACGGUCAAAACCCGUGCGCAGGAUGCGUUUCCACCAUCAAAACCGCAAUGCUCCCCAUUAAUGCAACAACGCUCCAAACGGGCACCAUCGACGAGGCACUCGUGCAGGUAAAAGCGCAGGAACUUUGCGUAUUCGAUUGGAAUCGUAAGCCACGCGGUCCCAAGGGCAAGAAGGCCGCAUUUGCCGCUGCGUUUGGUGCGGAAGCAUCAGGCAGCGGAGGCGCACCUCGCAGCCAUGCUAGCGCCGGUCCAGCCUACAUGGAAGCGCAGCAACGAGUUCUCGACGAGACGCAACACGUACAUCGCCCGGCGACCACAUACGAUACUGCUUUCACGUUUACAGCCCCGGACAACAUGGCUUCCCACACCAACAGCAGCCUUUCGCAUGCACACGCAAACGGUUGGACAGAUGCGACCGGAUCGGCUCCCCACGGCAAUGGAGCUGCACACUACGUAGACUACCCUUCGACUUCGGCCUUGGCAGCCGUAGGGUCCAGCUCGCACAACUCCGCACAUCCUCCAUUCCCUUCCAACGGCAGCGGCAGACCGGAGCUCUAUCAACGUAGCUCCAACGACAGUGGUAGCUUUUCAGCGUCCGAGUACAGUUCCUACACCUAUGGCCCACGCCAACCAGAGUCGAGCACGUCCGUCUCGACGUUUUCGCCGCCCAUCAUCUCUGGGCAUAUCACGCGACCCAUGGGUACCGAGGAUCGUCCGCUAAAACGCACCACCUACGAGUACGCAAAUGCUCCGGAUCGCGUCAGCAAGGCGUCGUUAAGCGCGUGGGAUGCGCUGGCCGACAGCGCCAGUCAUCCACGCUCUAGCAGCGUUUCGAGCUUGCGGCGCUCCCAAAAUUCGGCGGGCACCUCGCCCACCGAGUUGUACCGCCAGGGCGAGUCGCCAGCACACUCGCAAGGCUCGGGCGGAUUUCCCGCUGCGUCGCCCCAGUCAGACGGCAGCGUCAACUACUACAAUGCGGCCGCGAAGCUGUCACCUGCAGGCGGCGACAACGGCGACUCGCGCUUCCACGACCAAUCCAUGCUCAUCAACCGCCUCAAGCCGUACUAUUCCGAGAAGGACCGUCCGUUUGUGGCGCUCGCCAUCUCGCAAUUCGAAGCGCUCGACUCGUUCGAAAAGAUGGUCCCUUCUCGCUACAUCUUUGGCUCAGCUUCCGGUUCCGGCGGACGCGAUCCGCCUGCGCACGUGCUGCUGGCUCUUUUGGCCUUCUUGGCACACCGUGCGCUGCUCUUGCCGGAUAGCAUGAACAUCGAAGAUCUCGACCUGCAGGCCGGCGACGUCGUCAUGCGAUGCGCCAACAACUACGGCCGCCUCGAAGGCGAUGAUCGCAAGCAGAUGCUGUCGUUUGCGCGUCGCAGUUGGUCUCUGGCCAACGACCUCAUGCUUCAAAAAAUCCGCAGCGGUGAUGUGGAUCCUCGGCUGAUCAUGACGGGUAUGUUGUUGGAGAUGGGCGCAGGAGAGGAUGGUGUGAGCAGCAAGGGCCUGGUUCAGCGCAAGAUGUGGCUCUUCCGCUUGGCCUACUGUUGGCGACUUCAUCAGCUGGACGCGAAGCCCGAUUCGGAAAGCUGGAAGACGCCUUGGGAUGGGCCCGAAGUGCUUCAGAAGGCGCUCGAGAUAUCGGGCGGCUCUACCGCCGACGAUCCCCGAGCACCAUUGCCACGCGCCGCAGACACGCGCAGGAUGGUUCAAGAUCCCAUCGAGCUCGAAGCCAUCCGCAGACAGGUCUCGCUCAUCGUCACAGCAGCAUAUUGGGUGCAGACCGCAGAGAUGCAGGUACCCAAGUUCGACCUCUACUCGAUGGAAUUCGAGCCGGCCGAUGCGGACGACUACAUUCACCACGGCUCCAACUGGACUCCCAAAGUUCACCCGGCCUCCAACGGCUACUUGACGCAGACGCGCGACCUUAUCUUUCGCACGUACGGUCGACUCACUCGUCUGCUGCACACGCCCCUCGCCGACAUUUGCACGGGCCAUUCACCCGAGCCUGAUCUGCAGCACGCCAUCACUGAGAUGGAGACGACACUCGACUGGCUCGUAGAGCGUAUCGGCUCGGUGACGUACGAGGGACCCGAGAUGCCGUUGCGUGUUGCGGCUUUUGUGCACGCCCGCAUAUUGGCGUUGCUGAUGUAUCGACUUUUCACGUCGAUCCAGGCUUUCUUCUUCCUAUUCCCCGAGAGGACGACGGCGAGGACGGACAAGUCGCUUCGGAUCGCUUCUACACUCAUGCCCAAGAACGAGCAGCGCUCCAACUUUGAAAUGAUUGCUGGAGGCGGGUGGGCGCCCGAGUCGGAGAGCGAGGAUGACAGUGCGGCUGGGCGAGAUUUCCAGGGGCGUAAACUUCUGCCUCGACCGCAGUUCUCUCGACAUCCGAUGAAGGCGUCGAUGGCGGUGUUGUGGGAGACGGGCGCUUUGGCGAAGCGACUGCUGUCGCUGCAUCGAGCCCGCGACGCUGCUCUGGAGCCGAUCGAGGGAGGUGCAGCCGAGACAUGGAAGGGUGGCGAUGCGGAAAAGACGGGCAACGAGGUGGGCAAGACGAUGGAUGCGUCUCUGCGUGCGGUACGAUGGCCGCGUCAUCUGCGUCUGUUCGCACAGCACGCCUACGCCAUGGCAGCCGAAGCGCACGUGGCAGGAACCUCGUGGAUCGACACGUACGGCGACGAGAACCCUGGAUGGAAGAAUCCAGCGUCGUUCGACCUGCUGCCCGAGUUCAACAACGAGCACAUCGAGAGCGGACUGUGGGACACGGGAGACGCGUUUUUGGAGCUGCUCGAGGCGAUGGCCAAGAUGGGAAGCACGCAUGCGAGGAGCACCGAGGAAACGACGUUGAGGUAUCGACAGGAGCGGUGGAAUUGGGCAAAGAGGUAUCAGCAGCCGCCGAGUGGGUUGACUAGCAUGCCUAAUCCGAAGUAG
Pseudozyma hubeiensis SY62 is the source of this 3042-nucleotide messenger RNA. RefSeq names its product potential fungal zinc cluster transcription factor. The record is from RefSeq and is a predicted model, not a curated record. Gene Ontology annotation, biological process: response to xenobiotic stimulus; regulation of DNA-templated transcription. The coding region runs from base 1 to 3042 and encodes 1013 amino acids. Gene Ontology annotation, molecular function: zinc ion binding; DNA-binding transcription factor activity, RNA polymerase II-specific. NCBI's taxonomy places the organism in Eukaryota, Fungi, Basidiomycota, Ustilaginomycetes, Ustilaginales, Ustilaginaceae. The transcript is spliced from 2 exons.